Phyllostomus hastatus (greater spear-nosed bat) is the source of this 3568-nucleotide messenger RNA. RefSeq names its product chromosome unknown C1orf198 homolog (gene CUNH1orf198). Lineage: Eukaryota; Metazoa; Chordata; Mammalia; Chiroptera; Phyllostomidae. The record is from RefSeq and is a predicted model, not a curated record. The coding region runs from base 35 to 1024 and encodes 329 amino acids. The transcript has 4 exons.
GAGGGGCGGGCAGGGAGCGGCGGGCCAGCCGGGGAUGGCGUCCAUGGCGGCGGCGAUCGCAGCCUCGCGCUCGGUCGUCAUGAGCGGGAACCGGCCUCUGGACGACCGGGAGCGUAAGCGCUUCACGUACUUCUCGUCGCUGAGCCCCAUGGCCAGGAAGAUCAUGCAGGACAAGGAGAAGAUCCGCGAGAAGUACGGGCCCGAGUGGGCGCGGCUGCCGCCCGCGCAGCAGGACGAGAUCAUCGACCGGUGCCUGGUGGGGCCGAGCGCCCCGGCACCCCGCGGCCCCGGGGACCCCGAGGAGCUCGCGCGCUUUCCCGGCCUGCGCGGGCCCACGGGCCAGAAAGUGGUGCGCUUCGGGGACGAGGACAUAACUUGGCAAGAUGAGCACUCUGCCCCUUUCUCCUGGGAAACGAGGAGUCAGAUGGAGUUCAGCAUCUCCGCCUUAUCCAUCCAGGAGCCGAGCGGCGGCCCCGCCAGCGAGCCCAGGCCGCCGUCCAAAGCCGCUCAGGGCUCGCAGGCCCUCCGGCCGCCCCAGGGCAGCAAGUCCUCCAGCCUGGACGCCCUGGGCCCCACCCGGAAGGAGGAGGAAGCGUCCUUCUGGAAGAUCAACGCGGAGCGGUCCCGCGGGGAGGGGCCCGAGGCCGAGUUCCAGUCGCUGACGCCCAGCCAGAUCAAGUCCAUGGAGAAAGGUGAAAAGGUCCUGCCGGCCUGUCACAGGCAGGACCCUGCCCCGAAGGACAGGGAGGCCAAGGCGGAGAGGCCCAGCCACCUGCGUCCGGAGCCGCGCGCCCUUCCCGGUGCCGCCGUCGAGCGCGAGGGGCCACAGCCCGUGCAGGCCGGCGCCGGCGCGCUGGAGGAGGCGGCCCCCUCCGCGCCCCUGGGCAGGCAGCCCUCCCCCAUGGCCGGCCCGGGGGACAGGGACGACGUGGAGGACGAGCUGUUCCCAGAACCCGCACCUGUACAGGUCAGCUCAAGCAGUGCCAUCUUGAAGACGGGGUUUGAUUUUCUGGACAACUGGUAAAAGGUGUUAAACCAAAAAAAAAAAAAAACCUCCACCAAAAACCAAGACCCCCCCCAAAUGUUUUCCAGAGUGGUGUGGCGGAGGACACCGAGUGCAGCAUUUCCUGGGUCAUUUUCUGGUUUCUGUACGCAAAUUUCUUAAUCUUUUGGAAACUGGUAAAUAUUGCCUUGUCCAGAUUCCCACAGUUUCCCCUUUUUGGUAAGACCAGAGAUAACAUGCUAUUUUCAAUGAUUUGAUAACAAGUUUUACAUUUGGGAUUUUUUAAGACUGUUGGAGCUCAGUCGAUCUUUGCAGAUAAAUCUUCCGUUCCAGCUGCACCCAGUUCCCCCCUCCUUGGAGAGAGGGUUUUCUCCACCAUGUCACCAAAAUUGUAGAAGUGAUUUCCACCCCCUCCUCCUUUAUCCCCUCCCUGUUUUUGAAUGUGUGGGGUCGCCUUGGAUGGGUGAUUGUCAGUGACGUGCUCAGCAGCGGUGACACCAGCGUGCUGGCUGUGACCGCGGAAAGGCUUGCUCCCCACGCACCCCACCCCACCCCACCCCACCCCGUGCUCCCAGCUGUCCGGGGCUUCCCUUGCUGAAGCCGGUUCUCGAAUCGCGUGCCGCCCUCCGCCCUGUGUCGUUUGCCGGAGGCGGACUGGGCACGAGGCAGAGGGCGUCUUUAAGCGGCCCUGGUCCUUAUCCAAACUACCCUUGUUUAAGAGUUGCAUGUUUCAGAGUUUUGUAUUAACUUUGCAUUAUUUUGUAUCUAGAUUUAGCAGUUGUAGGGCUACCACUUUUAGAAGUUCUUUGCUGCUCCUGUGGCCUGUGGGUGUCCCCUGUCCUGGGCACCUGCAGGAGGAAGGGCUGAUGGCAGGUGUCGCUGGCGGACAGGGCUCCUCGGACUAGUUGUGUUAGACCUCCCGGCGUGGGCCUGGCAGGGGCGCCUUCUUCCCGAGGACUGGUCCAGCUGUGUCACCGUGGCCCCUCCCCCAACCUGGACUGCCAGCGGAAGUGGAAGAGUCCGGCUUCUGCAUGGGCCCAGCAGCGCCUCCUGGAGGCCUUUGUGGUCAUAGCAACGGCAUCUCCCAGAGUCGGACUUCCUGCCCACUACUGCUCCGGUGGGGGCAGCCCCUGACCCCUGAGCUGCGGGAACCUGCAGGACACACCCAAGGGUGGUCUGCACGGCACCUCUCACUGUGUUCUCCUCACCCAACGCCUUAAUCCCAGUGAGUCCUGCCAGCGUGCGCCUGGUCUCAAUAUCAACGUGCACCUUUUUAAAAAAACGCCUCUUUGUUUCAUAGGACAGAUCUGAAAUGAUUUCCAGAGUAUUUUAUCUGGCUCCAAGGUGAAGCACAUGGCAACGUUCUUAUUUUUUCCAGGAAAGUUUCUGCCAAAGCUGUGGCUUAGCCAAUGUGUGGUUUGGUUCCUGCCAAUUGCUUAAUGUUCCGAAACCUCAUUUGGCUCCUUGGGGCACUGGAGUUGACCUUCCUCCUCUGGUGACUCUAUUAUGGCCAACGCAGGGGUUUUCUUUCCUGUACCAAUUAAGUAGGGUUGAACUCGAAAAGGGAAAACAGGUUUCUAGAGUGGUGGUGAGGGAAGGGAGCCUGGAAACCCCAUCUGGGGCAGCCCAGCAGGGGGCCGGCCCCUCGGGCCGGCUGCAGAGGCCGGAGCCUGGCUUACCCCUGCCUCUGCAGGGGCGGUGAGCUGUCUUCGAACCCAGGCCUGCGAGCAGGGUCCCUUCCCCACAAGGAGAUGUGCAGGUGUGUUUGUGUUCCUUGGCGUUGAGAGCAGGGAAGAUCUGUGUCCUGGGACGAUUAGGCCAACGGGAUCCGUCUGUUCUUCUGGGAGACCAUUCUAAUUUCCUUCCCACUUUCCCAUCGAGCCCACAAAUCCUGGAGGGAGUCCUGAAGUCCAGUUGUUUUGAUCUGCUUUCAGAAGUACAGAAACGUGGGAGAGAGAAGUGAAGGCUGGGAGGAUGCCGGCUUCUGGUCUGCAUCCUGCCUGACCUGGCGGGGAGGGGGCGGGGCUCCUUGUAACCAUGGCAACCUAUACACAAAGAUGGUUCCUUUCCCAUCCUCUUGGGAAUCUAUGUUCAGUGCAUCCAAAUAAGGAAAAAGUAAGCUCUUAUGUCCACCACCUUCCCCCCCACCAUGUAUCAGGAGUUUCCAUUUAUUAUUUUAAAAAUACUUUUCAGCUGCAGCCUCUAUGUUUUUGGAUUCCUGCCCCCCCUCCACCCCCUGCACCUGGGACUCACCUCGAGGAGUCAGUGUCUUGCUUUGGGUGAUUGUAUUUUGCAAAAUCUCUCCCAAGAGGUCAGAAACUAGUCUCAGUUCUUUCCCCUGGGGGUCUGCCCCCUACCCCCCACCGUCCCCCUGGCCUGGGAGGGCUGCCCUCGUUGGGAACAACGGGGGUUGCAGCCCCCACGUGGAUGUCUGGGGGGGGGCCUCCCUUUCUUGGCGCCUCUCUUUCUUUGAUACACGUUUUCAGAAAUGAAGAUUCCUACUGGCUACUUGUAACUUGGUUGUAUUUUAUAUUAAUAACCUUUAAUAAAGCCGUUUAAAAUAUU